AUGGUUGCCGAAGCUAAUAUCCCUCUCGUACCAGUUGUUAUUUUUUAUUUAUGCUGCGCUAUUGUCAGCUGUAUCGGAAACUCAAUAAUGAUAAUCUUGUUCAUAAAAGAACGAAACUUCCAUUCCCCAUGUCAUUACAUGAUCACAUUUGGCUGCUUAGCUGACAUGCUACAUCUCUGCGGACACUUUGUUUUUAAUUACCACAUCUUUGCAGACGUAACGGAUACACAAGCUAAUUGCUAUUGGAUGUUAUUUUUCACGAGUAUCGGGAAGUGUAUGGCCAAUCCGUUGAGACUUAUGACUGGUAUAGACAGGUUUAUUGCUUGCAAGUCACCCGUUGUAUAUCGUGCGCUACUAGAACGUCCAGCUCUCUACAUAUGCGCCCAACUGGUGCUCCCAGCAACGUACACGUCUUUUCUCAUGGUUUCCGGUUUCAUUCAAAGAGAUCCCAUAUCGUACUCUAAUCCUUCCAAAUUCAAGUACCAAUCUUCCAUUUUCAGAAAAAUUUACUGUACCGUCCCUCUUGCUUUCGCUGGAUCCACAUUUUCCCAAUUCAACACCAGUGGAAUCUUUGUUAACGUUGCAAUAGUUAUCGUCUAUUUUUUUACAUUUCUGCAACUUCGAAGCUAUGCAGGAGCCACCCAAAUGAAAGUGGUUUUUCGUUCUAUUCUUUGGACAGUUGUUCUUGUUAUAAUCGGAUGGAGUAGUGUUACAAUUGCUAAUCAAUUCGCCAUAUUUGUCGCCAAAGAUGCUACAACCCGAAAGCUCAUUGCUAUUUACGCUGGAAUCGGUGUAAAUAUGGCAUGUGCAAGCAAUUUCUUUGUGUUUUAUGCGAUAAAUACGGAAUACCGACAUGCAAUUCGUCGGUUGUUCGGAUUAGCGAGCCCUCAAUCAGCAAGAGCAAUGAGUAUCGGACCAAAGAGCACAACGAAAGUUGGAGCCACGAUUACAUUGACAUAA
This is a messenger RNA of Caenorhabditis briggsae, 960 nucleotides long. It is a transcript of the gene Cbr-srsx-32, whose product is annotated as Protein CBR-SRSX-32. The record is from RefSeq and is a predicted model, not a curated record. The coding region runs from base 1 to 960 and encodes 319 amino acids. Lineage: Eukaryota; Metazoa; Nematoda; Chromadorea; Rhabditida; Rhabditidae. Gene Ontology annotation, molecular function: G protein-coupled receptor activity. Gene Ontology annotation, cellular component: membrane. Gene Ontology annotation, biological process: G protein-coupled receptor signaling pathway. The transcript has 5 exons.